This is a messenger RNA of Mycena citricolor, 1308 nucleotides long. Lineage: Eukaryota; Fungi; Basidiomycota; Agaricomycetes; Agaricales; Mycenaceae. The record is from the annotation of a GenBank genome assembly.
AUGAGAGUGGAGCCAGAUUGCAUCUAUGGGAUGGAUGAGAGCGGCUUCCCGACAGGAUACACAGGCAAGGAAAGAGUGGUGGGCACGAGGGGGACAAAAACUCAGCACAAGCAGGGUGGUGCAAGUCGGCAGAACAUCACCACACUGGUGACAAUUCGUGGGGAUGGAAAGAUGGUCGUGCCGCCGAUGGUGAUCUUCCCAGGUGCCAAUUUCCAGUCUUCAUGGAACAAGGGUAACACUAUCAACGCCUUUAUCUCUCGUUCUCUCAGUGGCUGGACUGACCACGACCUUGGAUAUGAAUGGCUUUCGAAGGUUUUUGAGCCCUCAACUGGGGCAAAUGGGAGAACACGAGUGCUCCUGCUCGACGGUCACAGCUCACACUACAGUGAGAAGUUCCUUGCCUUUGCCCGUGAACACAAGAUUGUCCUCCUUGGGUAUCCACCCCACUGCACCCAUCGACUCCAAGGCCUUGAUGUCUGCGAUGUGGCAAAGGCAGACUUCAUGACGGUUUGGGCUCCAGCCUACAAGGAAGCGUUGAUGAGGAAACAGUGCGAGCAGCAUUUCGAGUUACAGGAAUCGUACCAUUCAACCCCGACUUCGUCACUGCUGAAGACAUGGCACCCACCCCGUCCGCCGUAUCACCCAGGCCAUGGCUUUGCACCACCAACACGCCUGGAGCAAAGCGCAGGCUUGCUCGAUCCUCCAUCCCCGUGUACCCCUGCGCGUUGUCUGGGAGACGAUGACAAUCACAACAAAAAUGGCAGCCCAACCCUGUGGACUCCAUCAAAGAAGAUGCGGUCCUUGUAUGCGCACUUGGGAGCCUCAUCGUCUGGUUCACUACUGCUGAGCACGCCCAAGAUCACUUCCCGCACUAAUCCCAUCUCCGAGCCGGUCAUUGAGUCCAUGCCUAGAUCGCUACUGGCACCCGAUUGGUCGUUGGCUGGUCCAAGUUUGGGAGAUAGCAGCUGGAAGUCAAGGGUUCAAGCAUUGAACACAGAGAAGGAGAACAAGAACGCAGAGAGGGAGAAGCGGAAGGCAAUGCGGAAGGAUAAGAGGACUGCAAAAGCUGCGCUCGAGGAGGAGUGGGCCGGGAUCAAGAAGGAUCAUGCAGCCAAGGUGGCAGCAUGGGAGCAGAAAUGCACGGAUUUGAAGCAGACGGGAUUCAAGAAGAAAGACCUGCCACCAAACCCAAGUGCCCGCCCAAGCCACGGCUGCCAGAGGACGGGGAUGACGACGAGGACGAGGAUGACGAACAAGAUCAAGCUGACGAAGCGUGACAUCCACUCAUGCCUAAACGUGACAAAUUGA